Molecule: messenger RNA, 3437 nt
Organism: Cucumis sativus (cucumber)
Lineage: Eukaryota; Viridiplantae; Streptophyta; Magnoliopsida; Cucurbitales; Cucurbitaceae
Product: histone-lysine N-methyltransferase family member SUVH9
Exons: 3
Coding region: 221-2308 (695 amino acids)
Cellular component (GO): nucleus
Molecular function (GO): histone methyltransferase activity; zinc ion binding; protein binding
Source: RefSeq, a predicted model, not a curated record
AUGUAAAUUAAGAAAAGAAAGGAAAAAAGGGGAAAAAUGAAAAAUGAAGGCCAGCGUUCUUGCAAAUUGUGCUCGAAUUUUGCUUAUGCCUUCAAAUUACGCCAUGGAAGCUCCAACUGACCUCUCUGAAAAACCCUAGCAGAACCUGACCGGAAAUCGAUCUUCCAUGUCCAGACCUCCGUAAUUCUAGUGCUUGGAAAGAUUUGGACGUUUUUAGCCAAUGGAUUCUCCUAUCCCCUUCCAAGACCUUAAUCUUCUCCCUGACCCAUCAUCCACUGCUGUAAUGACCGCCGCAACUUCCCCUAAAACAGCCACUGGAAUCAACUCUUCUUUCAACAAAUUUGUUGACACCGGCAAGUUGUUGACCCCUAAACUUGAACCUAAGCUCGAGCCCUUCGACGAUCUUUUCGAGACUCGGGAGUCUCAACAACCCCAAUCAGUUCAGCAACCCUUCUUGUCCACCCCUUCUUCUAACUUCUUCUCUAACACUGACUUCUCUCAAACCCCUUUUUCAGACCAAAAUCAUACACCGCUUUCUCAGUCUUCAUCCAUUUCCUCUGACAAAGACAAUGUUUACUCCGAAUUUUACCGCAUUUCUCAGCUGUUCAGGUCUGCUUUUGGUAAAGGACUUCAGAGCUACGGCGAUGCCGAUGUUGAAGUUGUGGAUCCUGAUGCUCAAGCAAUUGUCCCUGUUCCGGAGGAGAAUCAGAUUUCUACUGUGGUCGUCUCUAAGAGGAGGUAUGAUAAAAGGUCUUCGGAACUCGUCAGAGUCACUGAUCUUGGGGUUGAGGACCAGAGGUACUUCCGAGAUGUGGUGAGACGGACCAGGAUGAUUUUCGAUUCGCUGCGUGUCUUAUCUACGGCGGAGGAGGAGAAGAGUCCUGGACUAAUGCGGCGACUUCGGGGUGAUUUGAGGGCUUCCUCCUUGAUGAGAGAGCGUGGACUGUGGUUGAAUCGAGACAAACGGAUUGUUGGUUCGAUACCAGGGGUGCACAUUGGCGAUCUAUUCUUCUUUAGGAUGGAAUUGUGUGUUGUGGGAUUGCAUGGUCAGGCUCAAGCUGGAAUCGACUAUGUUCCUGCGAGUCAGAGCUCCAAUGGCGAGCCAAUUGCCACUAGUAUAAUUGUUUCUGGUGGAUACGAGGACGAUGAGGAUGCCGGGGACAUGAUAAUCUACACGGGUCAUGGUGGGCAAGACAAAUUUUCAAAACAAUGUAUGCACCAGAAACUUGAAGGUGGGAAUCUUGCACUGGAGAGAAGUAUGCACUACGGGAUUGAAGUGAGGGUUAUUCGAGGUAUGAAGUACGCAGGCAGUGUAGCAAGUAAGAUUUAUGUAUACGAUGGUCUGUAUAGAAUUCUUGACUGUUGGUUUGAUGUGGGGAAAUCGGGUUUUGGUGUCUACAAGUAUAAGCUUUUAAGAAUUGAUGGUCAAGCCGAAAUGGGUAGCUCCAUUUUGAAGUUUGCGGAGAACCUUAGGACCAAACCAUUGUCUUUGAGGCCUUCUGGUUAUCUCAGUCUCGACAUUUCAAUGAAGAAGGAGGCAGUUCCAGUUCUUCUGUUUAAUGAUAUUGACAAUGAUCAAGAACCAUUGUAUUAUGAGUAUCUUGUUAGGACUGUGUUCCCACCUUUCGCCUUUCACCAAUCAGGAAGUGGUACUGGGUGUAGUUGUGUUACAAGUUGCGUUCAUGAUUGUUUUUGUGCUAUGAAAAAUGGUGGGGAGUUUGGUUAUGAUCAAAAUGGAUUUCUAGUUAGAGGGAAGCCUAUAAUUUUCGAAUGUGGACCAUUCUGUCAGUGCCCCCCUCAAUGUCGAAAUCGUGUUUCACAGAAGGGCUUGAAGCACAGACUUGAAGUGUUUAGGUCCAGGGAAACAGGUUGGGGUGUUAGAUCUUUGGACUUGAUACACGCUGGUGCUUUCAUAUGUGAAUAUGCAGGAGUUGUCCUCACGAGGGAACAAGCUCAAGUUUUUUCCAUGAAUGGUGAUACAUUAAUAUAUCCAAAUCGUUUUUCAGAUAGAUGGGCAGAAUGGGGCGAUCUAUCUCAAAUAUAUUCUAAUUAUGUGCGGCCAUCUUACCCUUCUGUUCCUCCUCUCGAUUUUGCAAUGGAUGUAUCCAGAAUGAGGAAUGUUGCUUGUUAUAUAAGCCAUAGUACAUCUCCAAACGUGUUGGUGCAGUUCGUGUUAUAUGAUCAUAAUAAUUUAAUGUUUCCUCACCUUAUGUUGUUUGCAAUGGAAAAUAUCCCUCCUCUGAGGGAGCUUAGCAUUGACUAUGGUGUGGCUGAUGAUUGGUCAGGGAAACUUGCUAUCUGUAACUAACUUGGAAAAGGUUAUUAGUUUUGAGUAUGAGCAGUUCCGAAUGCUGAGAUCAAUGAACCAAGAUGAGAGUUGGAAUAUUGUGUCUUAGGAAAUUUUUUGAAGUCACGGUCUAGGACUUUCCUAGCUGUUGGCCGUUGCGUCACCCUUUUUCUGGAGAGGAGUAGAUCGCAAACAUGUGUCAGCUUCCAUAUCAAGUAAUCCAUAACCUUUUUUUUGACUUAAAUACUGUAUUGUCGUUGUUGUAUUCAAUGUUGUUGGCUCAGACAUUAAGAAAAAAGCACUGCCAAGUUUUUUCAAUGGAUGAAGAAGAGAAAAAAGAGAGUGAUUUCUGCAACCGAACAUAGACCAUGGCAGUGCAUUAAUACUCUACAGAUUUUGGGCUUUUGGAUCAAGCCUUUAGAUACAGAAUUUUCACGGGGAAACUUGAGGCGAAAAAAACCGUUUCCCAAGCUCAUUGUUGGGUGAUCCUGUCUGGGUCUGGCUAUUGUUUUGUUAGAAGGAAGCUGGGUUCAUCUGUAAUCAUGGUGUUUACGAGCAUCAUCAACACUCUAUAAAAGGUAUGCAUUAAUAAGUGUAAGAAGGUUCAUAAUGUUGAGUCUAAUUUAAUAACAAUAUGAUGAUUUUUCUGGAGCUGAUGGUUAUCAGUUUGGCCCUUCAAUGCAUGCAUUUAGUCUAAUUAGUGGGCUCUGUCUGUCUGUUUGUGAAUGAGAUGGAUAUUACUAGAUUUUGAUGUUUGAAAUUUUAAAUUUCUUUGACAUGGUGGGUAUCUGAAUUUCCUUUCAAAUCAAAUGCUUGGGUUUUUUGUUUGGGUACUUUCUUCCUACCUUUUUUCAGUUCAACAAAUAUGUGGUGGGAGAUUGACCCUUCAACCUCAAAGAAGGUGAUACUUGUUUCAUCCACUGUGCUAUGGGCUAUUUUGGGAUGGAUUGAUAGUUUUUGUUUUUAUUUUUUUAAAUUUGUCAUAGAUAGUACCUUUACGGCUAAUAAUUAAGUGUACAACAACAUUCAUAAUGUAGACUCCUAUUAUGAUGUUGGUUGUAGUCUAUUUAUAUCUCGUUGGUAGACUCCUACUUGUUAAUGCAAAUACAUUAAAGUCUAUUUAUAUAGAUGGUAGACCCCUAUUUGUUAA